AUCAGCAACCUGACAUCGUAAGGUUGUCAAUAUCUUUAAUUUAAUUCCCUUCCAGUAGAUCUCUACGCAUGACAACAGGUUCCAGUUAUCACGCUCUUAACCAGAUUAGUUGGUGCACUUAAUUCAUUGUGGAAUUCAUAUUGAAUAUGCAAGUGUAGUGUCAAGACGUAUCUUAAGAAUGGGGGCUAAAGCAGAUGAAUGCCCCUUUUCAAAUGGAGUUAUCAUUGCGUGUCUGGUAGUCGGUCUCCAUGCGAAUCAUCCGUACUGACCUGUUCGCUUUACUUCUCAGCUCACACACGUAAAACUCUCGCUCACUGCAUUCACACAUGAUAGCCCGUUUUCUAUGCGCCUCUCUCUUUCUCUCGCUCUUGGUUUACCGCUGUGUAUUUAGGCACCUGAAUAUUCCGCAGAGUAUAUAACUGACUUGUGCCGUGGUAUUAGCUCACCUGUAAUAAAUUGUCAUCACUCGCUAAAUUCAUAUCAAUUAUUUCUGUUAUGGAAUACAUGGGUUGAUUGGCAUGCAUUUAUCACUUCUACUUAAAGUUUGCCCGCAUUCUGACAACUUGAGUAUUGAGGAUGUCCGGUAGGUCGGUGUACGCCGGUUUGGUAUCCCCAAGCUAACUUUGUUUACGCUUCUUCUCUCUCUCUGUCAAUAACGGUCCAUGUACAGAGUUUGUACAAUCUUGCAAGACCAGAAGAACAGUGGAACAACUCUGCCUGUUAUCUUUCUUUCGCCUUAUAUUAGUAAACUUUUGAACAUGGCGGGAAUGCACAUCAUGCAGCUGUGGAGAAUAUGUUUUCGAAGUGGUUUGAUAAUACUGUUACAUUCUGUGAGUUUCAUGGAAUGUAGGGAACUUGAGACAGGUGAGGAUAUCAAUUUAUCUGUUAUGCUCCCUGCAUACCCAUUACCAGAUAUUAAGGGUGAUUAUCCUUGGCUUAAGAAAGGGCGUCUUUUUCCGUAUCACCUUCAAAUGGUCGUCCCUGCUAUGAGAAUUGCGGUCGAGAAAGUCAAGGAAAGACAACUUAUACCAAAUCAUAAUAUUACUCUCCAUGUUAAUGAUACACAUUGCUCCAUAAACACUGCCCAGCUUGUAUCUGCUGACAUUUUCAUCGAACAUCGUGUAAUGGGCUUCUUCGGUCCCGUUUGUGAAUAUCCAGCCGGUCCCGUAGGACGUUUUUCUGCCCAUUGGAACGUUCCCCAAUUGACAGCAGGUGCCCAGGCAAGUGGGUACAGUGGCCCCCCUUACGAUAAAACGCUUACUAAUAUUAUGCCCCCUCACAGUAAAAUGGGCGACUUUGUUGGGCAAAUUUUCCAAAAAUACAAAUGGACACGAGCAGUGUUUCUAUACCAUGACGGGAACAAUUUUAUCCGUGAUAUGAUGUUUAUGGCUGGUUCUGUUUUUGGGGUGGUCAGUCGAGGAUUCAAUAUGAAUGUGACCAAUCAAGAUUUUGAUGAAUUUGUAGACAAUCUGGAUUAUGCGGAUUUACUACAGCGGACGGUAACAAGGUAUGCAAGAGCAAUACACAAGUCGUGACACAGAAGACCAAACACGCAAGUUCCAGAAUUCGUAGCAUCCGUUGGCUAUCAGCGACAUCACUAUUCACAAUAGUAUUCAUCAGUUGAUGUUACCCUUACUUGAUCUGACAUGAUUUGAUGAUUAUUUGCUUUUCAAAGAAUUAAUUCCUGAUUGAUGUACAAUGAACACCCAGAUAAUGGAUUUGGAAGACAUCUCAUAACAAGCUCUUGCAUUCAUCCCUGGAAGCGACUACAUUGCUAAGUUUUGGACGCUGGCACACUCUUGAAUUAAGCACACGCUUAUUACAUGGAAAUUAGACAAACAUGGCAAGUUGCAGAAAGCCAAGAAACAUCACUUUAUAUGAGAUUCAAAUAGUUUCCAAAAACUAUGGGGAAAUAGGCGGUGUCUUGGAUCAAACUAGUUGCUUCGAGGUGUAUGUAAUAUGAAGAGAAGGAUGAAGACCUGAGUAAACUUAGAUGAUACGAUCAAGACGAGGGGAUUCGAAAAGCAAUGUUUGCCAAAGUCUUGAGGGUUACACGUGAAGAAUCCUAAGAGAUGACAUCGAGGCAAACUUCUCCCUGAGAUAUACGAGACCUUGGACGGAGAAUGGGUGAUCUGCAGAACGACAACUUUGAAAAGGCGCAUUUACUUUGGCAUGAUAAGCAUUUAUAGAGCCUUCAUCAAUCAAAUAAGCGCUAUCAAUCAUUAGCAACUGCUGUGAGUAGAAACUGCUAAAAACAAAUUCGACAUAUUUCCUUUGUUUAGUCUAUCACUGUAUGUUUUUUUCUGUUCAUCUGUAAUAACAAUCAUAAUUUGUUUAAUCUUUUCUGUCUUUUUAGGAGAAUGUAAGUUCCUGGUUAUCUAUAAUAAUACAGAUCUACAUACCACAAUAUGGUGACUGAGAGAAUAAGAUGUAUCGGUAUAUUGGUUUGUCAAAAAUUAAGGAUUUUGUUAUAUACACUUUUUUUCUUUUUUACUAUGAUAGAAACAUGAUUAAUUGACUGAUUGAUGAUUGAUUUAUACUUUUUUAAUGGAAGUUAUGAUCCAGAGCUUUGCAGGUAUAUGCUUAAAAAGAACAACGUCGCUUGUUUGACUGAUAACUUAACAAUCUGCUGCAAUAAACGUCAUUCUUAAUAGCUUAGAAAGAAACGGAGAAAUAUUUGGAUUAAAUGAUCACUACACUGUUAAAAAAAUAUCCUUAAAAUGAAAGAAGUUCCUGCAGCAGAGUCUCGAGAACACCU
Molecule: messenger RNA, 2758 nt
Organism: Lytechinus variegatus (green sea urchin)
Lineage: Eukaryota; Metazoa; Echinodermata; Echinoidea; Temnopleuroida; Toxopneustidae
Product: atrial natriuretic peptide receptor 1-like
Exons: 2
Coding region: 663-1535 (290 amino acids)
Molecular function (GO): peptide hormone binding; signaling receptor activity
Source: RefSeq, a predicted model, not a curated record